GGGUUGGACAAUUAUUAAUGCCCCCCCAUUUGUUGGCUAGUAGUUAGUAACUAUUAGUUAACUAGUUAUUAGUUAGGUAUGUUUUUUCUUCACCCUCUAACCCCCCGUCAGAAUCUGUAGUUUUGCUGCAGGCCUCUUCUUCUGCGACCGUCAGCAGGCCUGUCCUGUUACUUUGUAUAUGUACAGUAAAGUACUGUACAUUUACUUAGAAAGAGAAAGGUGCGUUGAGUGUGAUUCUGGUUCUUGUUUCGUUGUUGUGUUACAGCGUAUGUUCCAAGGUUUUUCGUAGUAGUUAGUAGUUAUUCAUUCUUGUUGUCCAACAGACGGUGUCAAACAAUCGACUUCACACCCGGCAUAAAUCGUAGGCCCGCCAGAUGAAGGGAUCUCUUCACAAGUCAAGUCAGUAGUCAUCUUUCUCGUCGAGGACAUCGAUAACAAAGCAUCGAUCGUGGGAGAUCCAACUCUGGUCUGCUGUUCCCAUAACUUUAACAACUAUUUCAGUUAUAGUUACUCUAUAACUAGUUACUUAACUACAUUACGCUGCUUAUCCUCAAUAAAUAAUGAAACACAAUGUUCCAACUCCGAAAAUAGCAGCAAAUUGCUCCCAAAGGAGGGGGGGGGGGGGAAGCGGGAGAAAAGAAAGAAAGCAAAGAGAAAAAAAUAAAAAAUAAAAGAAAAGUUUCCCACCGCGAAAAGAUCACCAAACCCAAUAACCUGACAACACAAACCUCUUUUUCCUUUUUUUCCUGCUCUUCUUCUUUUGGGGCGCGUAACCGAGCCCCUUCUACGGACUUCCAUUCGCUCGUCUUCUGGAUGCAAAAGUGCCAGCCCUUUCGCACCAAGAAGUGACAGAAACACUGCUCCCGCCAAUGGAAAUGUCCCGUCCGGCGCUCGAAUGUGAUGUCUCUGCAGACGCCCGCAUCCCUGUCGCCGAACCACCACCCUUAGGUGAAAGAUGAGCAAAAGAGAGAGAGGGUUGAGCCAGUCGGCGGCGAGCAUCUUGAGUUGUAGGAGCGUGGUGAUUGGAGCAUUCUCGCUGUCGGUCGAUGCGGGUCGGUCUCCCCCCUCGCGGCCGCUAAAAAUCCCGCUAAAUCCUCAAUUUUCGCAAGGAUAAUUCUAUUCUUAACCUUCGUCCCCCCCUCCCCCAAUAUUCCCCCCCAAUAUCCCCUUCCGAAUCAGCGCCAUCACAUCACUCAACGCCCGUGUUGCAACUGGCAAGUGGGCUGGCUGGGGGGGGGGCCCGGCCGUCCCCUUCCUGUCGUCCAGAUAAUGCACCUAAAUUGUUUUAACCUGCGCCGGCUAGAGGUACCUCCAGCCUGUAGGAGUCGAGAGUGACUUUCUUCACAGUGAUGCACCCGGUAACUAGUUACACUAGUUACAAAUGUAUGUCGGGUGGUGAGGUCACUCCGUCAACUCGCUUCCCGCCAUGCUUUUGCUCAGUCACAUCCAUGGGCCCCCCCCUUACGACCAGAAACCUCCGGGCGAAACGUGCAGAUGGGGGGGUUAGGGAAACAUUUUGUCCUUGGGGUUGGGGGUAUUCCGGGUACGGUACGGUAGGUAUGUUGGAAGUACCGAUGUUUUUCCCCCCCAGCACAUAAGCUUUGUUUGUUAUGGAAGUGGUACAAGUAACUAUAUACAUACACCCAGCCGUUCCCGAGUCGCCCCCGCCGCCGUUCCAUCCAUCCCCCCCCCCUUCGCACACAGCGUUAAUUCCCAAACACCAAGUCUACAUAUAUCUCGAAGCGCCCACCUACCCGCUCGCCCUAGAAAGUCCUUCCCCCCUUGAUGUGAUCUUGUUUUUCCUGCUCUGAUAUACCCGUUUCUCCUUUUGUUUCAUUAUAUAUUGUUCUCAUAUUAUUAUAUCACUCAAGGCCAGAAGGCGCUUUGAUAGUCGUCCUUCCUUCUGUUCUAAACUGUUAGAAAAAGCGUAACACCGGCAACGGUCCAUCUCCUUUUUAUAUGCUACUUUCCUAUUAAAUAUCAUUUUUCCUUGUCUUACCACUAAUCCCACAACUGGGUUAUAUCAUAUUUCGUGGGUCCUUUAUUAUAAUUCCCUUUCCAGUUAUGGAGGCUCCAAUUGUAUUUCAGCAACGGCGGUCGCUAGGUGUACAAAUGCUACAGAAGCCGAUGGCGAACCACAUGUCAUUUCUCUCCACGAGAUCCUACAAUUCUCGACCGCUAUCGGAGGCGACUGAGAUAUUUGACACCGAUUAUGAAGCAGAGUACUCUCCAAUAGAUAACUCUCCCCGAAGAAGUGUCGAAUCUUUUGGUAAUGAUAGUGCCACAACUUUAUCAACUGAGGAUGAAGCUCCGACUCCAGAUGAAUCGGAUCAGGGGUCCUUUAAUUUCCAAUUUGAUAAAAGCAAACCCGUGCAAGGGCCAUCGGGACCUCACCUAUUCCGAGCUUCGUUGGAUUCGCAAUUUUUUGAGAAAUCGGAAGAUUUGGAAUUGUACUUUUCUCUUUCGCCUCUAGCACCACACCGAAGCUCGAGACUGCUGGCACACUCGCCAAAGAGAGCCAGUCCAACGUCGCCGGAACAGUUUCCUUAUUUUGAACGAUCACGAUCCUCAAGUCUCCCAGAUAUCGCUCCCGUUGCUGGCUUCGACGAUGUGCGGUCCUGGACACCUACGCAAGUUGCAGAAUGGAUGUACGAAUCUGGAUUCGAGGAUGCUAUUGUCGAGCGAUUCAUCCGGAAUGAUAUCUCGGGCUCUGUCCUCCUUGAUCUCCAGAUGGAAGAUCUGAAGGAGCUUGACAUUAGCUCCUUUGGUAUACGGCAUCGGUUGAUCAAUCUGAUACAGGGCUUCCGUACCGAACCGACGAAUGCUCCUCUAGCGCCGGCAGCAGCUCCUGAUCGGACCGGCUCUUCCCAAAGGCUGAGCAGGAGUACGUCUGUGAGAAGAGACAAUAAUAGCCCGGAAUGUUUCUCCACUGACUCUGAGGCUCCAACUCGCGGUUCAUCCCGUCGAUGGGGUCGCACCAAUCGUGGCUUUGCGGAUGGCGAUAUAAUCUCUCCAGCUGAGUCUGUUUCUAUCGUGGCUAUCGAGCAGCUCCUACCGAAACUGCACGCGUGCUCCAAAGGCGAGAAUUGCAGCAGAUUCCAGAAGCAACAACGAAAGCUAGCACGCAUUGCGACUGAGUUCCCCGAUCAGUUCACCAGGAUUGACGGCACCAUUAUUCCGAAUACUGGGAAGGAAUCUGUCACCGGAAGCGUUGUGCGUCCUAAAUCAGAUGCAGCUCCCUCCGUUGUCGCGUCUUCUGAUGUUCUCGGCCCCGGUCAACUGCCUGAGUUCCAACUCAACGCUGAGAAUCUUAAUGGAGUACAACCCAGAGAUCCUCAGGAGAAUGUUCGACAAUUCCUCAGUUUCCAACAUGUAAACAAUUCCACAUAUCAUGAGCCCAAUCCACGGAUGGAAAUAUUCCCGACCCUCUCCCCACCUGAAUCUUCCCAGCCAGCCCUCCACAUGGCCAACAACCUUCGCAACCUUCCAAAGCUCAUGAUACCAGACGAUAAUGGCUCCGAUGGCAUUCUUUCAGGCGGUCAACGUACCGUUACUCCUUCAAUGGGUUCAAGGCUGGCAGGCUCGGCCACAGCAACUCAGGAAUAUAACCCUUACCAAUAUCCACUAGAUAUGUCUCGCCAAACAAACACACCAUUUUCAGAAAUGGACGUCCCUCUCACUGCUUUCCCCAUCGAGCCUCUUGAUCGGGAAGCAUCGCAAUCAGUCCCACCUAAUAUGGUCUAUGGCAACCACUUGCGCCCGCCAGUAGACCCAAUCUCUCGCUCAUCGUCGGCUAAGCCUGACAACCAUCGACGACGCCCUUCUUUCGCCACAAUGGCUCCUGUAGAUGAACUCCAGGCAAUGCAACCCAUCGACAGCCCAGAAGACCUCCCCAAUACUCCUCGCCCAAACCAUACCACAGAUAACCACUUCAGACCUUCCCAUUUCGCUGGAAUCUCCCCGUCGGCUCAGUCCCACAAGUCCGAUCCAGACGUCUCCCACAGCGGCUGGAUGAAGAAGCGCAAAACCCGUCUCCUCCGCCACGAGUGGCAAGACGCCCACUUCACCCUCCGCGGCACCGUCCUCGCCAUGCACAAGGACGAGCGCGAUGCCCAACGCCGCUCGCGAGCCCUGGAGUUCAUCGACGUUGACGACUACGCCGUCGCCUGCUCCUCGCUGGCGACGAACUCGAAACUCACCGCCGCCUUCAAACGCUCCGUGCUCCGCAAAGCCGCCAACCUACCCAUGAACAGCGACGAAACCGCCUUUGCAUUCUCGCUCAUCCCUGCCAAUGACGCUACUGUGGAGCGAAAACACCUCUUCACAAGCCAGGGCAAGAGCCACCACUUCGCAGUGAAGACGCGCGAUGAGAGGAUUAACUGGAUGCGGGAGCUGAUGUUGGCCAAGGCGCUGAAGAAGGGUAGAGAGGAAGGGGGCGAGCUCACGAUCAACGGCCGAAAUGUCAUAUAAAUAGGAUCUCAAUAGGAUCUCACCUCUCUUACCAUGUUUUAUGUAUCCCUUUCCAAACCCGUGAUUCAAGACGCUUUCCCUCAUCUCUCUUCUCUUCAUGUCGGUUUUUUUU
Molecule: messenger RNA, 4582 nt
Organism: Blastomyces gilchristii SLH14081
Lineage: Eukaryota; Fungi; Ascomycota; Eurotiomycetes; Onygenales; Ajellomycetaceae
Product: SAM and PH domain-containing protein
Exons: 3
Coding region: 2065-4470 (801 amino acids)
Molecular function (GO): protein binding
Source: RefSeq, a predicted model, not a curated record